This is a messenger RNA of Exophiala spinifera, 897 nucleotides long. RefSeq lists its product as uncharacterized. Lineage: Eukaryota; Fungi; Ascomycota; Eurotiomycetes; Chaetothyriales; Herpotrichiellaceae. The record is from RefSeq and is a predicted model, not a curated record. Bases 1 to 897 code for a protein of 298 amino acids. The transcript has a single exon. Gene Ontology annotation, molecular function: catalytic activity.
AUGUCAGUCCAAGCAUCCACGCGCCUCCGGGCCCUUUUGAAUGAUCCUUCCCAAAUUAUUGUUGGUCCUGGCGUCUACGAUGGCAUCACUGCGCGGCUUGCCCUGAACGCCGGCUUCAAAACUCUCUACAUGACUGGUGCAGGGACUAGCAUGUCUGCCCUUGGCACUGCUGAUCUCGGCCUUGCCACGAUGACCGAGAUGAGACAGAACGCUGAGAUGAUCGCAAGCAUCGACCGCUCCGUGCCCGUCAUAGCGGAUGCGGACACCGGGUACGGUAGCGCGCUCAGCGUUGCAAGGACAACCGCCUCAUAUAUAUCUGCCGGCAUUGCAGCACUCCAUCUCGAGGAUCAAGUCGUGAACAAGAAAUGCGGGCACCUUGCGGGCAAACAGCUGGUGUCAAAGGAGGAGUACCUGACUCGGAUACGCGCCGCCGUCGAAACAAGAAAACGACUGGGAUCCGACAUUGUCAUUAUCGCCCGCACGGAUGCUCUACAGUCGCUGGGCUUGGGGGAAUCUCUGAGCAGAUUGGAUGCGGCGAUUGAUGCGGGCGCCGAUGUCGCCUUUCUCGAAGCAAUCACCAAGCGCGAAGAGCUGGUCGCAGUUUGUUCCAGGUUUAAGGGAAGGGCACCAAUCAUGUACGGCAUGGUACAAGGGUCAAGUGCGUACAAGGUGACAAUAGAGGAAGCCAAGGCGAUAGGGGUCAACAUUAUUGUGUAUGCCGCCGUGUGUCUGAUGCCGACCUUUGUAGCCGUAUCUCAAGCCUUGAAAACGCUAAAGGAGACAGGCGACUGCGAGGAAUACGGCGGGCAGUGGACCCCUCACACGAUGUUCGAUGCUUGUGGGAUGAAGGAGUUGAUGGAUUUUGAUCGCUUAAUAGCUGAUGACAUACCGAAAUGA